UACCUCGCACUAAAGGGAGAACUGUGAGGUCUCAGGAGAGUUGGAGUCCUGAGGCCUGCAAUCCCUGGGGUAAUGGCUCUGAUGAGGAGGAUGUUUUCCUAGAGGGGGAAGAUGAUUUAUAGGCAUGCCCUUUGGUUGGAACAGAGCCCCAGGCUGCUUGUUUGCCUGAGGAUGAGCAGAAGAAAUUCCCAUGCUCAGGAAACGACUGUGAGGGAAUAUUCUGCCCCUGACGUAGUGGAGCCAGUCAGCCACUUUAAGAAGGAGGGCCGUAAAAGGGGUGGCAGCUUGAGUGUUGGGACUGUGGGAUACUGGGGAAGAUGGUGUUCUGGUGGAGGUUUGGGACGUCAAAAAUGGCCUCAGUCCCUGCUCAACCUGCCUUGUGACAAAUACAUGCCACAGUCCUAGGUGAGAAUCAUGGGCACUUAGCUAAUUUGACUGGAUAAAUGCUAGUAUUAAGAUAACUUGGCCUAACUGAAGCCUGUCUCUGGCUUGCAGAUGGCUGUGUCCUCACAUGGUUUUUCCUCUGUGGUGUCUGUGUGUUGUAAUAUUCUUAUUAAAAGGACAUCAGAUUGAAUUAGAUUCCAGCCUAAAGGCCUCAUUUUAACCGGGGUUAGGACUUCAACAUAUACCUCAUGGGGACCCAAUUCAGCUUUAAUUAUAUAUGUAUGUAUUCUAUAUAUAGUAAUGAAUAAACAAAUUAGAGAAUAAAUAAUGCGUUACAUACAGUGUGCUGAACUUGUGACUGUGACGGUGAGCCAACCAUUAAUAAAAACUGAAAUAUAAUGGGAAUUAAAAAAAAAACUUGGCCUAGCAAAGGGGAUAUUCCCUGAUCUCUAUGCAAGAACUACAAGAAAUUGUACGUGAACUGGGAAUGAAACCUGCCAUUUAUGCCUAGCAUUUUAGAGGCCUCAACAAAGAAUUAUUUUUCUCUGGUAUUGAAGACCUUAUAUUACAGUCAGCCCCAGGGGCAUGAUAUGGGACUUAGUAUCUGUUCUUGUCCCUUUGGUUAAUCAACCCAUUUGCUAUAGUAGCUACUAUGGUGGCUGACUUAAGUCAAACCAGAAGAAUCUGUCAUAAGGGAAAUAGGUUGAAAAAUGGGGAAACAAAAGGUCCUGCCAAUGAUAAAAUGGCAGAGAGGGGGUCCAUCAAGGUCUCUCAAAAAUUAUUGCCAAGAUCUAAUUUUAUAUAGGUUCCGGAGAGAAAAUCCACACAACCCAGUUUGGUCUUGGUAAGCCUAUGGAAGACAUUGCUUAAGGGAAAGCAGUUUAUUCCCUUGGAGGAAAGCUCAAGAAAACCAGGUGUGUUCCCCAGAGCACCUCUGCUAACAGGAAUUUUGGGAGUGGAUACACCUUACCCCUAGAGACUAGGGAUUAUGCUAACAUUGCUUGCAGUAGGGGGCAAACAGAGGCUGCAUGUUGAAUUAACCAUUUAUUGGUCUUGCACUUACAGACUACCAGUCUAAUAGACACUGGAGCUGAAUGCACACUUACGGAAACCCCUUGAAAUUUGGGGGAAAAGUAAAGGCAGUAGAUAUUUAUGUGGGGCAGAUUAUCAAAGUUCUGCAAACUAGUCUUUACUUACAGAUUGCAGACUUUCUGCCUGUUGUUUUCUAGUGCAUAUCUCCCACAUUUCUGAGUAUUUUGGGCAUCAAUGUUCUGCAGGAUCUGAAUCUAACAACGACAGGUGGAUUCAGUUGUGUAUCCAAGUAGUGAAACUUGUUGUGGGUCAUGGCAAAAUGCGCACCUAUACAGCUGCUGGUUUCUAAAGAGUAAUAAACAUAAAAUGAUAUGAGCUACUUAUUAGGGGGGGCAUGAUGAGAUUAUUGCCACCAUUAAAGAAUUAGAAAAGGUGGAGGUAAUCAGGCCUGCUCAAAGCCCAUUCAGUAGUUGGUUUGGCCUAUAAUGAAAUUUAAUGGGACCUGGCAAGUGACAGUAGAUUAUAGGGAACUUAGUAAAAUUACUCUGCUCAUCCAUGCCAUGAUACCUAAUACAGCCUUAUUGUUAGGGGAAAUCAUGGCAUCCAUUAAGACUUAUCAUUACCUGCUAGACUUGUCUAAUGCCUUUUCCAGCAUUCAUUAGGAUGUGAAUCCCAAGACCAAUUUCCCUUCGUGUGGAACCCGAGUGACCUUCCAGGUGUUGCCCAAGGGUAUCUCCUUAGUCCCUCUGUUUGUCACAGGAUGGUAGCCAGAGAUUUGGAAAAAUGAAUAUUUUCAGAAGAGAUGGUGCUUUAUCAUCAUGUCAGUGUUAUGUUAACUUAUGAUUUAUCCUCCCUGUCUCAAGCAGCCACCUCAUUCCAGGUGUGAAGUCUUGAGGGUGAGAGGUAAAUACCAACAAAUCCAAAGACUGGGUUAAUCAGUAAAGUUCCCGGGCAUCAUCAGUUUGUGUAAGACCAGUGAUGCCACAGAUGGUCAUUGAUAAAAUGUAAAUCUUCCUAGUCCCUAAAACGGUAAAGGAAUUAUAGGCUUUUUGUUGGUUUACUGGGUUACUGAAGACUACUUAUUGCCUGUCUAGUGAUAGGGCAGACAUUAAGACCUUUUAUAUGCCUUGGUUAGGAGGGGAAGCUAAUGAGAUUGGGCUGCAAACCAACAAGAGGCUAUCCUAAAAAAUGACAGUAAAACAAGUACAGACCUUGGAGAUAUUAAUGCCAGCUGUGACUUGUGAAUUAGAUGUAAAUUCAUGUCUAGAAGGGUUUGGUUGGGGCUUGUGGGAUGGAUGAAAUGGGAAACGGAUCCUGUUAGGAUUCUGUGGCUUCAAUUAUGGAAGGAAACAGAAGCCAGGUAGAAUCCCGUGGAAGCACAGGUAUUAGUUAUAUAUCUUGCACUGCAGCAGAUGGAAGGCCUGAGUGCUGAUUUGCCUGUGAUGGUACGAACCUCUCUGCUGGUAGGAGGGUGAACUAAGGACAGACAUGCUCAGCAAACCUAAGAGUGCCUGUGCCCAGGUAAGCACCUUACAGAAAUGGCAUGCUGAUCUACAGAGGAGGAACCUCCUCUCUCAUGAGCUGCACCUGGUACUAGGGCUGGUCACUUAAAUCGACCGUGCCCAACUUCAGAAUUGUCUGACUUUAUGCUUCCUCCCCGCCCCCAGUAAGGGAAGAGGUAGGCUCAUCUCCAGCAGGUGCAUAGUAUACUGAUGGCUGUUGCUGGGGAAACUUGCCUAUUUGGCAUUCCUCUGCCAUCCAGCUGGAUUCUGAUGUACUUUCGUUUGAAGGAACUAAUCAAAGUCAGUGGGCAGAAUUGAAAAUGGUAUGGAUUGUUUUGACACAUGAGCCAGUGCCCAUCAAUUUGGCUGCUGACAGCUGGGCAGUGUUGUAAAAGGUUGACAACAUAGAUGCAAUGAUGGCACAAAGAAGGUUGGGCUAUAUUAAAUAGACCCCUGUGGAAAGUAGAACUGUGAGAAGAUGUUUGGGUAGUAUGCUCUAAGCCCAAUGCAGCCAUCGAACAGUCAUCCAAGUAUGGCAUAUGUCCCUGCUCACUCCCCAUCCACACUACCAGGCAAUCCUGAGGCAAAUGCUCUAGUCUGGGUAUGAGCCCUUCAGCUGGAGAAAAUGCUGACCCUGUCUGAUGUAGCAGAAUGGGUCCAUCAUAAAUCAGGACACUGAGGUCCCAAAAGUACCUGAGAAAUGAGAUUACAUUUUUCUGUAAAAUAUUCAGUCUACAAGCUGCUGACAAGAACUGCCCCCAGUGCCAUCUCAAGCGAUGGACCUUAUGCCACACCCUGGGGUGUAUUGGGUGGACUAUAAACUCUGUUUCUCACUGGCAGAUCUAUUACAUAAGCCCUUUGCCAGUAUUGGGAGGGCACAAAUAUGUACAGACCUGUGUGGACACUUGCACAGGACUUGUACAAGCCUUAGCCUAUAAAAAGAGCUAAUCAGGCUGCAACUGUAACAGAUUAACAAAACUGGAGAGCAUGUACAAACACCCCCUACUCAGUGAUCAAGGGACACAUUUUACUGGCCAUGAUAUCCAAAAAUGGGCAGAGACCUGGGUAUAUUAUGGACUUCCCACCUGCCAUACAGCCUCACUGUUGCAGGCCUAAUUGAAAGGAUGAAUGGGCUAAUAGCACAUUAAAGACUUUAUCACGGGUGGAUCCCUGAAAGGAUGGGCUCCAAGACUAACCAGCAAUUCAUCUCCUUAAAGCUAUGCCCAUAGCAAGACAGACAUCUACAUAUGAACACCUCACCAGCAACACCCAUGCAGUUUGCAGCUCUUGUGCAGGUGUUAUCUGGAGACCCAUGGUCUGUUGGGGGAGGAGGGCUUCCUUUUGUGAUUGCUACAAGACCUCCCACGUGACUAAAAUGUUGAUGGGUGAAGUGAUGAGAGAAGCUGCCUUUUCACUUGCAGAGGCCAAGUUCACGGCAGGGGACUUCAGCACCACAGUAAUUCAAAAUGUAAAUAAAGCCCAAGUGAAGAUUCGAGCUAAGAAAGAUAAUGUAGCAGGGGUUACUUUGCCAGUGUUCGAACAUUACCAUGAAGGAACUGACAGUUAUGAACUGACUGGUUUAGCCAGAGGUGGGGAACAAUUGGCUAAAUUAAAGAGGAAUUAUGCCAAAGCAGUGGAAUUACUGGUGGAACUGGCUUCACUUCAGACUUCCUUUGUUACUUUGGAUGAAGCUAUUAAGAUAACCAACAGGCGUGUAAAUGCCAUUGAACAUGUCAUCAUUCCCCGGAUCGAACGUACCCUUGCUUAUAUCAUCACAGAGCUGGAUGAGAGAGAGCGAGAAGAGUUCUAUAGGUUAAAGAAAAUCCAAGAGAAGAAAAAGAUUCUCAAGGAAAAAUCAGAGAAGGACUUGGAACAGCGGAGGGCAGCUGGAGAGGUGAUGGAGCCUGCUAAUCUUUUGGCUGAAGAGAAGGAUGAGGAUCUUUUGUUUGAAUAGUUUCCUGCUCUGGUUCUUUCAUAAGCCCUAACAUGGCACCAUUUUAAUUCACGGUGUGUAGGUUUGGUACGUGUGGCUAUUUAUUUUUUGGCCUAAGAAUUUCACUGGUGGUAACAUUUCCCAGGAUGUUGGUUAUGGGGCUGCCUUUGCAAAAUCCUAAUUCAGCAACCAUUUAUAUCAUGUGAGAUUUGUAGACCUUGCCCAGGAACCUGUAGAAUUUACUCUGCAGAAAUGGUACCCUAUUCUGUUUACAUCUGUUACAAGUGCUCUGCUUACCAAGCAUAUUAGGAAAUUCCCCUUAGGAAACAGCAGUGGCCUCAGGCCAGCUGUCACUGUAGCACCCUUUGUUCCUACCUGCUCCCUGAGAUUGCUGCAGCCAUCCUUGUGUUACCGUGGUACUUCUCUCAAGCUUUACGAAACCUUCACUAUUUUUCCUUGCAUGACAGGUCUCUGUCUUGUCUGUCAUGGGAGUUCUGCCAAUUUUAAUGUGACUAUGGUGUAAACAGUAAAAUGAUUUAAAAAUGA
Messenger RNA from Acinonyx jubatus (cheetah), 5397 nucleotides. It is a transcript of the gene ATP6V1D, whose product is annotated as ATPase H+ transporting V1 subunit D. Gene Ontology annotation, cellular component: proton-transporting V-type ATPase complex. The transcript has 8 exons. Lineage: Eukaryota; Metazoa; Chordata; Mammalia; Carnivora; Felidae. The record is from RefSeq and is a predicted model, not a curated record. The coding region runs from base 4138 to 4872 and encodes 244 amino acids. Gene Ontology annotation, molecular function: proton-transporting ATPase activity, rotational mechanism.